AUGAAGAGCGCUGGUCCGAUUGAGAUCUCUACUCUACUCUCCACCGAGCUCUACUAUGGUUGGGCCGCGGGACGUCAGGGCAGACCCAUCGAUCUCAAGGAACAUGACCCAGAUACCUUCGCCGGCUAUGUACAAUGGCUUUACAGUCAUAAUGCCGAUACGACGUUCGACACGAUCAAGUGGGCGAGGAUGUAUGUCCUCGAUGAGAAGUUCAUGGAUGCUGAAUUCCAAGACACGGUACUUCAAACCUUGAUGACCGGAUGUAAUGCCUCGAAGAUGUUUCCUACAAAGGGACAGAUAAGCAUCAUAUACAACGGUACAGUGGAGGACUCGCUAGCCCGAGAAUUGCUUGUGGACCUCUACUGCAGGUUCAGCAGCAUCGAUUGA
Molecule: messenger RNA, 387 nt
Organism: Parastagonospora nodorum SN15
Lineage: Eukaryota; Fungi; Ascomycota; Dothideomycetes; Pleosporales; Phaeosphaeriaceae
Exons: 2
Coding region: 1-387 (128 amino acids)
Source: RefSeq, a predicted model, not a curated record